AGAAACGCCCUGCGAGGCGGCAGAGGCGCCGCCGAGGCAACAGAAGAAGCGGCAGCGUGAUAGACCGCCGCCGGGUCGCUAGUCGUGCCCGCCCGCCUGCCUGCCCAGCGCUCGUCGGCGGGAGCUUCCCUCUCCCAAGCCUGGAGGAAGGCGCUCCCGCACCCCGCGACGAAGGGGAGGGAUGGGCUCGACCGAGGAGCUGCUGCUCCCGCCGCCCGAAUACGCCUUCGAGAGGAACUGGGAGCCGGCGCCAUCGUUGGCGGCUUCUCCGGGCGGGAGGGCAGUCGCCCGGCGCAGGCGGAGGAGGCAGCACCGGGAGCAGCAGCAGCCGCCUGGGGGGAAAGAAGAGGAGGAGGAGGGCGAGGAGGAGGAACAGCAGGUCCGAGAAGAAGACAGAGACUACAGUAUUGAGCCUGUUACAGAUGACUACAAAAAGAUGGGAACUCUCUUUGGAGAGCUCAACAAAAGCCUCAUUAGUAUUGGCUUCACAAGGAUGUAUUUUGGAGAACGGAUUGUGGAACCUGUAAUAGUCAUAUUCUUCUGGGUUAUGCUCUGGUUCCUUGGUUUACAAGCUCUUGGACUUGUUGCAGUCUUAUGCCUUGUCAUUAUUUAUGUUCAGCAGUAAAGCACUAGAGAUGGUGGUUGAACACUAUGUAAUCUCUUGGUGGAUUUACAUACUAAACAAAGCAAGAAUGGUAUAUUUAUAGCUGGACAUUAUGUUGCCACUAAAGUUAUGCACUCUUUCUUUUUGAACUGUCCUAUCUUUGCAAUUUAAAACAAAGCAAAAAAUUCUAAAUGUGUUAUGAACUGAUGGGUAAAAGAAGAUCUUAAUACAUGACAGUGGAAGCUAAUUAAUAGAAGAUACUGGAUCAAUGUAGUUCCUGUGGGUUCCAGUCCUGGAAGGUCUUUUUGGUAUGAAAAGAAACUUGCCCAGAAAUUAGGUUAGCAGUGGUUUUAUAUUUGAUCUAUGACAACUUUUAAACAGUCCUUUUUGUAUUGCGAACUAAACUUUUUAAAAUGCUGGUUUGUAUGAGCUUUUAUGCUUCAUUAUUUUAUAUCAUCCUGUAAAUCUCUGCAAACUUCUUUAGCCUUGUGUGUAUACAUAUUCAGUCUUAAGCAAGUAUGCUUCUGUACGACUGGUGCCAUUUAAUGUUUUAUAUGUAUAUAAGUAAAAAUUAAGGAAUUCAACAUCACACUCUUCCGAUCGUUCUGUCAGUGCAAGCGUUUUCUGCUUGCCAGACAGAACAAUUCCCCCUUUCCUCUGCCUGCCUGUUUCUCCCAACCCUCCAGAGCAAAUUUGGAGAAGGUGCAAGGGUUUCAUGGGGCAGGGAGGGGGAAGCCCUGGCACUGGCUUCCACUAGCGUGCCAGAAUAGUCGAAUCCAGCCCAACAUAUUUACUAGAUAAGAGACUAAUACUCUUGCAGCUUUUCAUCCAUGUCAUGUUCUCAUUGUGGGAAAAAAAUUUCCUCUCUUUUUGUAAUGGCUUUCUAGAAUCCUCCAUCCUGUAUCUGAAACUUUUCUAUGCACAAGCACAGUAGACUUAGAUGCAAGACAAGCCACACUAAAGAUGGUGGCUACAAUCUUUCAUGUGUUCCUUUCUAGUGAUAGGGGCAUAGUUCAUUUUGGGGGGAUUCCAAAAACAAAUUCCCUAGGUUUGGACGUAUAAACCCUAUCCUGAAUUAGGCCAGAUUCCUUCAGAGUCUGAACCUGAUUUGUAAUUAUGCCAACUGUUCUUUUUGCCAUUCUGUACCAAAUGAACUCAGGAGUGUAAGGGCUCAGUACAAAGCCAUCAUUAGGCCCUAGUAUAUUGCUGAAAGUAUUGUGGUUCUUAUGAGGUUGAUUUGCAAAGUGGAAGAUUCUUUGAAUGAGAAACUAGGGAAAUGCUAGAGAAAAGCAUAUUGAAUGACAGCCAUAUAAGCAUAUUGCUUGUGCAAUCUGUUGUAGCCAGUGUCCCUUUUUUUACAAAGAGUCCUUACAUUCACAGAGAGGCCUUUGAUCAAUGGAGGAAGAGCCGGCCUGCCCAUGAGAUGAGGUGAAGCACUCGCUUCAGGUGGCAGACGUUCAAGAGACGGUGCUUGGCCCACCCCACUGCUUCCAUCACUGAGAGGGAGGCCCAUGGGCAAAGAAGCGAAACGGCAACACUUUGAGGAGUGCCUGGGCUCUCACUGAGUUCAGCAAGAGCCGGGGCAUUGCAAAUCAGCUUAAUUGGUAAUGCUUUGACAAGCAGCACCCCAGCUCCCGCCAAGCUUAGCGACAGCCAGAGUGCAGUGGUGGCAGAAGUGGGGAGGUGUAGGGGGACAGAAGGUAGCAAUUCCUGUUUUGCUUCAGAUGGUGAAACAGGAUGGGCUGCCCCAAAGUGGAGAUCUCUGGUGGAAGGGAAAUACAUUUCGCUGAUACCUCUUUUUCUGUGGAGCUCUAACACUCCCUUUAAUGCUGUUCUGGAUAGUCUCCCAACCUUCUCAAGCUAUUUUUUGUGGGGUGCAGAAGAAGGAAUCAUUGAUAAUUUCACGCACCUACCCCCGUUGGUGGUUGCCUCUGCUGAAUCAAAAGCUCUUUUGCAAACAAAAGUUUAUUAUUGGAUACAAUCAAACAGAAUUAUUUCUGCAGCUUUCAUUCUGUUGAUUAUGGUCCUAAUGGUCACAUAAAUAUAUUUUUUUCUUGCAACAUAGGUGUUACAACUAUUCAGAAAAAGUUGGUUGAUUUUUGAUGCAAUUUAUUAUAUGCUCAACAUAGUGGCAUAUUUUUUCACUUUUAAAUGAAUUUCUGAUCUCCAUUUCAUUUGCCAAAAAUGUUAAGUGUCCAUAACGUUAAAAUAGCUGAACCAACCUUUUUCUUCUGUACAGUUUGCUUCCUGCAAACAUUUAAAAUGGAGAAGCAUUUGACCUUGCUGCUUUUUGUUUGUGUUGACUUGUAGCAACUACAAGUGAUCUCUUGUGUGUACUAUGGCUCUAUGUACACCUGAAUCUCCUUCACUUGCAGUAUAUUUCCUAUUCAUUUCAUGAGAGGAAGACAAAUCUGUACAAAGUGAUUGCAUCCAUUGAAAUGAAUGAGGAAGGCCCAUGCAUACAGGACUUCCAUGUGAGCCAGCGCAGCCCAACUUGGGCUUGGGUUCAAGGUUUGCAUGAUUGGGGCACAUAUUUAUAGCUACAUAUUAUCAGAGGAAAAAUAUACAAUUAGAAUUUAAAGAAUGAAUUGGCAGAAAUGUUUCAUGUUUGAAAGAUGAGGAAUAGUCUCACAGGUUUUCUUUAUAAAAUGUAUUACUCUUGUCUGUUGGCUACAAAGUUCAGUGCUAUUCUGGUGCAAGCACUUUUGAAACAAUUGGAAGGUGUGUGGCAAGGAAGACAGUGUUAGGUUGCCAUAUAAAUGUUCAUUGUGAAGAACAGUAACCCAACUCUUUACUUUGUAUAUAUGUAAUUUUAUUUAUGUGAAGAUAUUUAAGGUAAAUUACCACUUGGGCUAUUGGUAUUAAAAUUGUUUGGGGAGCAUAGUAUAUAAAUCCAUAUGUGACUCAGAGGUGUGUGUGUGUGUGUGUGUGUGUGUGUGUGUGUGUGUAUAGUAGUUUGAAUUCUCCAGCUGUACAAGAAACUUGGCAGGAUCCAAAGGACCAUGCAUGAUGUUUCAUUUACACAUCUUCUUGCUCCAACUCUUUUGCGCCAAAAUACCACACCAGAGCUGCACAUAACACGAUGCAGGUGAAUGUACUCAGGCAUAGAAACUGAAGGCCUCCCAUCCAUGUGUGGAAAAGCUUUAUGGUCAAGCACAGAGGCUUUGGGAACACAAGACUUUUAAUAGACUGUUGGACUCUCACUUGCACUGAAAAGCUGCCACACCCAAACUGACAAGGUUAAAUUAUUUACUUAGAUACGUUUCUAUAAAAGUGUACUUUUGAGAACACUUCGUUACGUUUUCUAAUAAAAUGCUUUCUCAAUA
Messenger RNA from Zootoca vivipara (common lizard), 3930 nucleotides. RefSeq names its product family with sequence similarity 241 member A (gene FAM241A). NCBI's taxonomy places the organism in Eukaryota, Metazoa, Chordata, Lepidosauria, Squamata, Lacertidae. Gene Ontology annotation, cellular component: intracellular membrane-bounded organelle. The record is from RefSeq and is a predicted model, not a curated record.